Talaromyces stipitatus ATCC 10500 is the source of this 2767-nucleotide messenger RNA. Its product is annotated as vesicle-mediated transport protein Vid24, putative. NCBI's taxonomy places the organism in Eukaryota, Fungi, Ascomycota, Eurotiomycetes, Eurotiales, Trichocomaceae. Gene Ontology annotation, cellular component: extrinsic component of membrane; GID complex. The transcript is spliced from 4 exons. Gene Ontology annotation, biological process: protein catabolic process in the vacuole; negative regulation of gluconeogenesis; proteasome-mediated ubiquitin-dependent protein catabolic process. The record is from RefSeq and is a predicted model, not a curated record. The coding region runs from base 170 to 1168 and encodes 332 amino acids.
AGAGCAGAAACUCCUUUGUCAUUGCUUACUCAGGGCCCUUUUGAUCCUUUUUUUGAGAUACCUCUUGUUAUUUCUUCAAGAUAAUUGCCAGCAUUUGUGCCUGAAUUGAAUAUUGUCGUGAUCGUCCUCCUUCUCCGAUGUCAUUUUCCUUCUGACCUGAACCGGUACAAUGCCGACGCCGAGCGAAAUCACUCCACCGUUAACCGCGAGCGCCCUCGUCGAAGACCCGAUUGUGCAUACGUUGUGUCCACCAGAAAUUAUACGAGCAUCUGCAUUUUCGGUCGCGAGUGAGGAGCGCUCUCUUAGUGAUGGCGAUGGCAAUGUUCUCGAAGAAGGCACCGUGUCGGCCACCAUCGAGUCCACGGCAACAGGUGAUAAUGCUACGUCAUUGAUGGUCGAGACAGCUCGAGAGUCAUCGUCUAUGAAGGGACGUGAAAGUGAAGAUGAUACAGAUAUGGACUCUCCCAGUCCAGCCAAUUCGGCUUCGGACGGCAAAGAUGAUGUGUCGAGCAGCCCGACUUCGCAGACGUCAUCUGUCACUUCAUCCUCAUCUACAUCCUCGUCGCUCAGUCACGAGUUUUCCAAUGUCAGGCUUGUUCCAAACCACACAUGUUCCUUUCUCCGCGCUGGAAGCAGAUUCGAAGGUACACAGGAGUCCGACCACCAAGUGUACAAUGUCCAUGUCGAAAUCAAACACGUUGACAUGGCAGAGUCGUACCUAUGUGGAUAUCUGCGCAUUCAAGGCCUUACCGAAGAACACCCUACCCUAACCACCUUUUUCGAAGGAGAAAUCAUUGGCACAAAACACACAUUUCAGACCAAGCACGAGAGCUGGGGCGCCAACGAGAAGACGGAUAUGCAGCACUGGGCUCGAUUCGAGGCGUGGAGGCCGCUUGCCAAACAGGCCAAGAAAGCCGAUUUCACAUACCGGAACUUUGCGCAGCGCGAGCACUUGUUCAUGCGUUGGAAGGAGUAUUUCCUUGUACCUGAUCAUCGGGUACGGCAAAUCUCCGGAGCAAGCUUUGAAGGCUUCUAUUAUAUCUGUUUCAAUCAGGUUGAAGGAACUGUCAGUGGAAUUUAUUUUCACGCGAAAAGCGAAAAGUACCAAAAACUCGAAUUGAAGCACAUCGAAGAUCACGGAUGUACCCCCGCGAUCGAAUUCCGUUAAACUCGAUCGUUUAACGAGCAAUCUUGAUUACAUAUGUGCCUGAGCAUAUGACACACGAACCAUUGGUGCUAUAUUGGUACAAUACAGCAAGUCCAACUUUGAAGAUCGUUCCUCUUUUGUAGGGGAUGAAAAAGCCUUCGGUUUAAUGCCUUACAUUGUCUAUAACACUAUACCCUCGACUCUUUCUCCUACUGUUCUCUUCUCGCCGUUUCUUUACGAACUCAGGACGCAGCGUAUUUGUUUUCUUGAUUUCACAUCUUCUGUGUAUUCACAAACCACUUAUUACCUUCCGCACUCCCUCUCCGUCUCAGAGAUUAUGAGAUAAUCAUAUCUCAAAUCCAUAUCUCCUUUUUGUGGAUUUCGCUGUCAUGUCAGGGUUCUUUCAAAGCAGAUCAUGAUGAUGGCGCUACUAAGGUUCUUCAAUCCAGUCACUUUUAUUCUCUGUCCAUUCUGUUACAUAGCCACUGAGUAUGCUUCUUUUAAUUCACUUCUGGUUUUGUAUCCUAUCAUGAUUCUUAUAUUGCUUUCGGUGUCUGAAUGGAUAGCUCUGUUAAUCUUGUUCCAUAUACUCUUCUCAGUAUUGCUGUUGGGUGACCCUGAAGCAGUUGAAAUACCGAUGUAGCUAUGCAAUGCAGUUGAAGAAGACUAUGAAUAGGAUAAGAUGGUUGGAAAUUAUACAGAGAAUUGACCGUGUCUUCUCAUAAAUAAGUACCUCGGAAACAGAGAAAAGGUAAGACUAAUCAUCAAAUCCACCCCAUUCAUCAUCCUCAUCCUCAUCCUCCUCAUCGUCUUCACUCUCAUUACUCCUCACCUUCUUCCGCUCUCUAAAUCCCCAGUCGGCCAAUCGCUCAUCUUCCAACACCUCACUAACCACCUUCAUCCGAACAGACUUGGUCUGGCUCUCCUUUCUCAAUCUCUCAAAUGGUCUUAAUAGCAAUCCAAUAGGAACGUCAAGGCGAUCUUUCAAUGAUACUUCCUCGGUCUUUCCGUCUUGAUCACCGUCGUCAUUUGAGGAAAGAACUUUUUCCAGCUCAUCCAGCCAGAUAUCAGUAAUAUGAUAUCGAAGUCCGUCGGGGCCGUGGGGCAUGGUUAUAUCCUCGUUGGAUUUGGGCUUCUUCUCGCUCGGAUCGAAGUUGAUGGGACAUAGAGGCCCUUUUUCAAGAAGAGAGAUGUAUGAUUCUAGUUCUGUCCAUUUUCCAUCCCGUUCAGAACUUGAUCCCUUUCCGUUGUUUUCGCUGUUUUCUUCGGAUUGUUUCCUCCUCUUCCCGUUAUUCGAUUUCUCAUCUCCCUUUCUUUUCCUUUUUUUAUUUUCCUCUUCUUCUUCGUGUUUUUCGGUUGAGUCCUCCUGUUCAUUAUCCGAUUUAUCGUUAAUCUUCCCCUUCAAAUAAAUCUCAAACGCAACGCCGACAUAACACCUAAUCAGAUACAGGUAUUUAUCGAGUCGUAAUCGGUCCAAAGCAUGGAAUUCCCGACCAAUCGUGAUCCAGAAUGCGCGCAGAAAACGCAGUCGACUUUCGCGCGGGAGACUUGGGACGAGAGAGUAUGAGAGAGAGCGGGCGAGUGCUUGUUGUGUUAAAGGGCGGUCGGAAUGGUAGAAGC